Molecule: messenger RNA, 1416 nt
Organism: Thlaspi arvense
Lineage: Eukaryota; Viridiplantae; Streptophyta; Magnoliopsida; Brassicales; Brassicaceae
Source: the annotation of a GenBank genome assembly
AUGAACCGUAUGGCUACCCUCAAUGGAAAAGCUUCUUUGUAUUCUCCUGAGAAAGAAAACAUCAAGUUCAAGUAUCAGGAUGACGAUGACGAUGACGAUGACGAUGAAUAUGGAGAUUUACGUAAAUGGUCUGUUCAAUCAAUCCCCACGAAAAAGGAGCCUGAAUAUCCGAUUAUCGACUCAGGAGAUUACAUCGAUGAUGGAUACGAUUCAGCUGAAGAGCACUCUACGCCAAUUCAAAGAAAUGGGGCCCCUGAAGUAAACUUGAAAAACGUGUUCACCGGUUUGAUCGCCAUUGUUACAGGGCGGAACAAGGACUCGUUAGAUCAGAGUACCCCUUCAUCGAAUGUGUCGUUCCUCGGCUCUAGCAAGAACGGCGAUACUUACGUUCACUCGUCGGUUUACAUACCGAGCGCGCCGCCUCUUCUUGAACCUAGCGGGAUCAACUACAGUGUCUACAAGGACUUGCUUGAAGCUGAGCCUCCUCAAUGGCUGCCUGAUAGUUCAACUACUACCUGCAUGCAGUGUUCUUCUCCUUUUACCGCAAUCACAUGCGGAAGACAUCAUUGUCGGUUCUGCGGAGGGAUAUUCUGUAGGAACUGUUCAAAAGGGAGGUGCUUGAUGCCGAGUAGGUUCCGGGAAAGGAGUCCUCAGAGAGUUUGUGAUUCCUGCUACGAGAGGCUUGAUCCUUUGCAAGGUGUUCUCAUUAACUCGAUUAGUAACGCUGUGCAAGUAGCAAAGCACGAUGUUGUUGAUUGGACUUGCGCAAGAGGAUGGUUGAAUCUCCCCGUUGGUCUUUCCAUGGAAGAUGAGAUAUACAAGGCUUCUAAUACUUUGAGAGGUUACUGCCAGGUAGAAUUCGGUAUGGUUAGUCGAGCUAAAGGGUUGGCAAUCUUAACGGUCGCUAAAGCUGGGGCUUUGCUGUCAUACAAACUCGGGACCGGUCUGGUAAUAUCUCGGAGAUCAGACGGGUCAUGGUCUGCGCCAUCCGCGAUACUUUCAGUAGGUCUAGGAUGGGGUGCUCAGAUCGGAGGCGAGUUAAUGGACUUCAUAAUAGUGCUGCAUGAUUUGAAAGCGGUGAAGACGUUCUGCAGCAGAAUGCACUUCUCUCUAGGCGCGGGAUGCAGCGCAGCUGCAGGACCUCUAGGUAGAGUGAUGGAGGCUGACCUUAGAGCUGGUGACAGAGGCUCCGGCGUCUGCUAUACUUACAGUCGUAGCAAAGGGGCGUUUGUGGGAGUAUCUCUAGAAGGAAAUGUUGUGGCGACAAGAAGGGACAUGAACGUAAGGUUCUAUGGCGAUCCAUACCUUUCUACAUCGGACAUUCUACUUGGGAUGGUGGAUCAACCCAAAGCGGCUGAACCAUUGUACACUGCGCUCAGAGACCUCUACGCAGGAUUACGACCAAUUUCAUUAUAA